AAAAUUCAACAACCAGCUGACACAGUGAAACUUCUCUUCCUUUAGUUCUAAGCCAAUUGAAUAUCUUUUAUUUCAUGAUCACCAGCAUUUGUUGCCCAUUCCUUGUUGUUUUAAUGGUGUAGGGGCAGGUUGAAGCUACACUACUAUAUAGAAGCUUAUCCUCCUUCAUGGCUAGCAAGGGUGACUCACCAGAAAAUUUUAAUGUGCCCUUGGAUAUUAGAAGAAAGAAGAUCAGUGGGCAGCAAAAGAGAGAGGCACUUGAAAGAGAGUUGAUAAACCCAUAUAGGUUUCUGCCCUUCAAAAAAUGCUGAAACAAGAAGAGAAGGUGCAUGAAAUUUUGGAGCAUUUGCAGAACAAAGGUGAUCAUGGCUCUGGGAUCUCUAUCCCAAACUUCCUUCCUCCCAAGGCAAAGGAGCUUUUAGCAGAAUUAGCUAUGGUUGAAAGUGAGAUAGUUCGACUGGAAUCCCAAAUAAGCCAACUUCAAAAAGGGUUGAAACGUGAACAGGAAAUUGCAAAAGAGACAAAACCAAAAAAAUGGCAACCUGGAAGUAGUGUAAACAAUCUCCAAAACCAUUUAUGGAGUACCACCAUGCCAAGCCCUUUAAAUAGAGGCAUUAUUCAAGAGAAGAUGGCAUUUGAGACCAAAGCAUUGCAUUUCAUAAGUAAAGCAAUUAAAGGUGACUAUAAUCUUAAUGAUUUCACUCUCAAUGAGAAAAUGGGAAGCUCCAGAGUAUUUCCUGACCUGAAAGAAAAUCAAUUCCAUGAGGAAAUCAAAUUUCAAGAAAGGAUUCCAAGAAAAAGUGGGAUGCUCAAGUCUCCUUCACCUUUGCGAGACCCCAGACAUCCAUCACCCAGGCCAAGAGAGAAGAAUGUGGAAUUCUGCUUGGACCACUUACCAAAAUCACUGUCCAAUGCAAUUCUAUCAGAAGAGAACAAUAACCAGCAAUGCCAGCCCAACAAGCUAUCUGAGAACAUCAUCAAGUGUUUGAACUUUAUAUAUGCUAGGUUGCUAAGAACAUCAAGAACAAUGGAACUUGAGAAGUCAGGCCCCAUUUCAAGGUCUCUGCAAGCUUCUUUAAUAUCAAGAAGUUUCAGAACUGAUACAAGUUCAAACACCAAGUCAAACCUUGUGUUACAAAAGGAAUCAAGACAACAGGACCCAUAUGGCAUCUUUGAUAUGGAAGAGUCCAUUCCAAGGGAUAUUGGCCCUUACAAGAACUUGAUUAUUUUCACAUCAAGCUCUAUGGACCCAAAAUUCAUUUCAAGUUCUAGUUCUAUUCCUCUGCUAAGAAGGUUAAGGGUCUUAAUGAACAAUCUGCAGACUGUGGACUUGAGAUUCUUGACCUACCAACAGAAACUAGCCUUCUGGAUCAACAUGUACAAUGCUUGUAUCAUGCAUGGAUUUCUCCAGUAUGGAGUGCCUUCAUCUCCUGAAAAAUUGUUCACGUUGAUGAACAAGGCAACACUAGACAUUGGUGGGAACACAAUCAAUGCUCAGGCAAUAGAGCAGUAUAUUUUGAGGAAGCCAACAUCUUCCAGCAAGGUUAAUCAAAAGAAUGAUAAGGAUGAUAAAGAAGCCCUUGUUCGUAAACUUUACGGCCUCGAAUCGAUGGAUCCUAACGUCACAUUUGCUCUUUGCUGUGGAACACGUUCUUCUCCAGCUGUGAGAGUAUAUACAGCUGAUGGUGUUAUGGCUGAAUUGGAGAAAUCCAAGCUAGAGUACUUGCAAGCCUCAAUUGUGGUGACUAGCACAAAAAGAAUUGCAUUCCCAGAUCUUCUGCUUAGAAACAUGCUUGAUUUUGCCUUGGACACAAACUCAUUAGUGGAAUGGGUUUGCCAUCAGUUGCCUACAUCUGGGACAUUGAGGAAAUCAAUAGUGGAUUGCUUCAGGGGCCAUAACAGUGGCAAAAUAACCAGCAUUUCUGUUGAGAAGAUACCAUAUGACUUUGAGUUCCAGUAUCUGUUGGCAAUAUAGACUUUCACUAACAUAUUUCCAAGUUUUUUUUUUCUCCAUAUGUUGCUGAAUCCAUAUUUUGUUGAAAGAUGAACAAGGAGAAUAAUGAGAAAAGUCACAUUGCUUGAACUAAUAAACUUUCUAAAACACUCUGACUUUGCUAAUAUUCUAUUGGAGGCUUCAUAUAUGUAUCAUUUACAUUGUACAUAGUGAGUGACCAUAAAGAAAUGAGAGUUGGCAUUGGAGUGUAAUUUUUAUUGAA
Molecule: messenger RNA, 2216 nt
Organism: Hevea brasiliensis (rubber tree)
Lineage: Eukaryota; Viridiplantae; Streptophyta; Magnoliopsida; Malpighiales; Euphorbiaceae
Exons: 10
Coding region: 305-1975 (556 amino acids)
Source: RefSeq, a predicted model, not a curated record